Molecule: messenger RNA, 1408 nt
Organism: Ricinus communis (castor bean)
Lineage: Eukaryota; Viridiplantae; Streptophyta; Magnoliopsida; Malpighiales; Euphorbiaceae
Product: aquaporin NIP6-1
Exons: 5
Coding region: 191-1117 (308 amino acids)
Biological process (GO): transmembrane transport
Cellular component (GO): membrane
Molecular function (GO): channel activity
Source: RefSeq, a predicted model, not a curated record
CUUCAAUAACAUACAUAGAGACAAACAAGAGUGCAAGCUCAUCUUCUUGGCUUCUCUCUCAGUAUACUUGUACUGCUACUAUAUAUACUGUUAUCAAGUAUAUUAUAAUACUUUUCUGGCUUUCUUCUUGUUUACAUAUAUAUAUAUAUACUAGUCCUCUUUAAUUCUUGGUUAUAGAUUGUAGAGCAAUAUGGACAAUGAAGAGGUUCCAUCAGCUCCUUCAACACCAGCAACACCAGGAACUCCUGGUGCUCCUCUCUUUGGUGGUUUUAAAGGGGACAGAGGUAAUGGCAAUGGUGUUGGCUUUGGUAGGAAAUCCCUUCUCAAGAGUUGCAAAUGCUUCAGCGUUGAAGAAUGGUCUCUUGAAGAAGGCAGAUUGCCUCCUGUCUCUUGCUCACUUCUCCCUCCUCCUGUGUCUCUUGCAAGAAAGGUGGGAGCUGAGUUCAUAGGCACACUUAUACUGAUGUUCGCAGGGACAGCUACAGCUAUUGUCAAUCAAAAAACACAAGGCACAGAAACUCUAAUAGGCUUGGCUGUCUCUACUGGACUAGCUGUUAUGAUAGUAAUAUUGUCAACUGGCCAUAUCUCUGGAGCCCAUCUCAAUCCAUCUAUCACCAUUGCUUUUGCUGCCCUCAGACACUUCCCAUGGAAACAUGUGCCGGUGUAUAUUGGAGCACAAGUGAGUGCAUCAGUAUGUGCAGCAUUUGCAUUGAAAGUGAUAUUUCAUCCAUUUAUGAGUGGAGGAGUGACAGUUCCUUCAGGAGGAUAUGGUCAAGCUUUUGCUUUGGAAUUUAUUAUUAGCUUUAAUCUUAUGUUUGUCGUCACUGCUGUUGCCACCGACACUAGAGCUGUGGGGGAGUUGGCAGGAAUCGCGGUUGGGGCCACUGUGACGCUCAACAUACUGAUCGCUGGGGAAACGACAGGUGCAUCAAUGAACCCAGUGAGAACAUUAGGGCCAGCCAUAGCUGCAAACAACUACAAAGCCAUAUGGGUAUACCUCACGGCCCCAAUCCUUGGUGCACUGUGUGGAGCUGGAAUUUAUUCUGCAGUCAAACUGCCGGAAGAAGAUGGUGACGCUCGUGAAAAGCCUUCAACAGCAAGGAGCUUCAGAAGGUGACUGAAUAUUAAAACCAUUAGCAGAUGUAUACAAAUAAUCCUGAACUCUGUUAUAUAGAAGUGCAGAUAAUUCUACAUCAUGGGAAUAAUAUCAAAAUAUUGCAAAUUGAAUUACAUAGACAUAUAUGCAUGCAAGAGAGAUAAAACAUGCAUAGAUUGAGACUGCGAUUCUAUCACAAGUGCAGACAACUUUAACUUCACCUAUAAAAAGUACAUAUUUGAAUUCUGUAAAGAUGUUCUAAGAAUUGCAUUUCAGUGCUCAAAAACACUUGUCAUUUACAUCUUCCUCCUA